AUGCCCGUUUUCCAUCCAGAAUCUUCCAUUUCGGCUGUUCCAGAGGAUAUUUCAGCUCCAAGUAACGAAAGCGGUAGUUUGAUGGUCGAGUUUCUAGUCUUGGGAGGGUUGGUCUUCACAGCAGCAGUAGCGGCCAAAAUGUGGUUUUAUCCGUACACAAUUGAGGACUUGGAAGGACGAGUGAGGGCUGUCGAUACGCUUAUCAGGGAUAAUACGAAUCUUCAUUUGGAUAUACUUGGAGAUUCUGCAACUCGUUUCAGACGAGUUCUUGAGAGGUAA
Messenger RNA from Marasmius oreades (fairy-ring Marasmius), 279 nucleotides. RefSeq lists its product as uncharacterized. The coding region runs from base 1 to 279 and encodes 92 amino acids. Lineage: Eukaryota; Fungi; Basidiomycota; Agaricomycetes; Agaricales; Marasmiaceae. The transcript has a single exon. The record is from RefSeq and is a predicted model, not a curated record.